GAACAACGAAUCAGGAAGCUGCUCGAACAGGAAGAGAUAGGCGAUAGAAAGCCAUCUCAAUUCCUGCGACACCUGACCGCCCUGGCAGGCGCUACAGUCUCCACGGAGUUGCUGCGAACCCUGUGGUUAGGACGACUACCGCCACAGAUGCAAGCAAUAUUAGCAACGAGAUCCGCAGACGACUUAGAAGACGUCGCGGAACAAGCCGACCGCAUCUACGAGGUUGGAAACAAAGCAAUAGUUGCGGCAACGACAUCGCAUAGGGGAGCGCAAGCCAAACAGCAGGCCCCGGAUCCUCAGAUCGAAGCCCUGACGAAGCAAGUGGCAAUGCUAACGGCGCAAAUGAGCGCGAUGGCAAAAGCCAUGAAGCACCAGCAGAAGGACAGGAGCAGAUCAAGAAGCCGUUCCAGAACCAGAACACCGCAAGAGCCAGGGAUAU
This is a messenger RNA of Wasmannia auropunctata (little fire ant), 439 nucleotides long. RefSeq lists its product as uncharacterized. The transcript has a single exon. The annotation marks the transcript as partial. The record is from RefSeq and is a predicted model, not a curated record. Lineage: Eukaryota; Metazoa; Arthropoda; Insecta; Hymenoptera; Formicidae.